AUGGGAAUGCUUUCCAAUAAGAUUGAUAGGAAACAAUUGAAACCAGGAGAUCACAUCUACUCUUGGAGGCAGGCUUAUCUUUAUGCACAUCAUGGAAUCUAUGUUGGUGAUGGAAUGGUAAUCAACUUCACAACUUCAGUACAACAAGCUGCUGGAGCUAGAACACCAACUAUUUUGGAACGUUUCUUUACAAGUUCAGCUCCAAAAUUCAAUACUCCAUGCCCAAGAUGCGGUUAUGGCGACCGAACAAGGACCAAUGGUAUCAUCAAAUCCUGCUUAGACUGUUUCCUUUCUGGAGGUGAACUCUAUCUCUUUCAGUAUGGUGUCUCCUAUGCAGUUUUUCUAGCCCAAGCUCGAGGCGGUACUUGCACACUUGCUUCUUCUGAUUCAACCGAAGUUGUUCUUCACCGUGCUUUUUAUCUUCUUGAAAAUGGUUUUGGUAGCUACAAUGUCUUCAAGAAUAACUGUCAAGAUUUUACAAUUUACUGCAAAACUGGUCUUCUUUUAGCACAAAGUGGACGUCAAGCAGUAUCUUUUUUGGCUGCUGCCAGUGCUAUGGCUUCCUCAUCAACUGGGCUUGCGAUCUCUGGUAUUUUUGGUAUGACAUUUUUUGGUUGUGGAACGUACUGCAUUAAAAGAUUGGUUUUUGAUAUUGGAUUUCGCCACGAAGUUAUCAAAGAUGUAACCAAAGUUCCUGUUGAAAAAAUACCUGAGAUGGCCAGGGGGGGCAACUAA
Molecule: messenger RNA, 735 nt
Organism: Trifolium pratense (red clover)
Lineage: Eukaryota; Viridiplantae; Streptophyta; Magnoliopsida; Fabales; Fabaceae
Product: protein LEAD-SENSITIVE 1-like
Exons: 2
Coding region: 1-735 (244 amino acids)
Source: RefSeq, a predicted model, not a curated record